AUGAUGACGGAUAUCCCUGGUGGGCGAGGGCUGCUGUCGAUCUGCCUGUUUCUCUGCAGGGUUUCUUUUUCCAGGAUCAAACCUUGUGUGUGUCGUACUGUUUCCUGUACCCCCGUACGACCGUCUGCAGUGCCUGGCCAGCAGGAAAAAAAAGACAGUGCCAAGGGAGAAUUGUGUCCCUCCAGAGCGCCACCGUGCCCGUCACGUGGUGCCCGCGGUUACAGGGAAGUUGAAGGAACCGGUCGGCGCCAGUCGUUGCCACUGGAACGCAGUCCAGACAAAACGCUGCUGUGGAUUUCCAGUUCUUCGCCGGUCUUGGGUACAGAAGUGCGCUGUUCAUUCGCUCUGCGGGCUCAGUGGUGGGCACUUCUGCGACAUACCUCAGAUAAGUAUUUAUGGCCAGUGCGGGACUUGGACGUCUUCGUCGUUCCAAAAAUAAAAGCAGCGCUGGUCAAUGGGAAUAGACAAAGCGCAGGAGACGAUAAUAAUAAUAAUAACAAUAAUAAUAAUUAUAGGAGCAACAAUAAGAAUAAUGCCAUACGCUCUACAGAGUCCUCAAAUGAAUGGACGCUGCUGUUCUGGACCCAUUGGCAUCGGUGCUCACAAUCCAUGUAG
Messenger RNA from Monascus purpureus, 615 nucleotides. NCBI's taxonomy places the organism in Eukaryota, Fungi, Ascomycota, Eurotiomycetes, Eurotiales, Aspergillaceae. The record is from the annotation of a GenBank genome assembly.